Molecule: messenger RNA, 11103 nt
Organism: Rattus norvegicus (Norway rat)
Lineage: Eukaryota; Metazoa; Chordata; Mammalia; Rodentia; Muridae
Source: RefSeq, a predicted model, not a curated record
CUGGCCGGAGUGCAGCCUUGCGGUUCAGGGCUCGGAUUGGGUGAGCAGAAGCCCAGGCCCCGCCCCAAGUGCCUGCCCCAGGCUCCGCCCCGACGGUCCCUCCGGGUCUGUAACGGCCCUCGCGCACCUCACACAGCUGGAGCGCUUUGCUCGCGGCACUGUCUAUAAAGUUGUUGUUGCUGCUUCCGCCACGGGUGGAGGAAGAUGGCGUCGGGAGGUGGUGGCUGUAGCGCUUCGGAGCGACUCCCUCCGCCCUUCCCUGGAAUGGAUCCGGAGUCCGAAGGGGCUGCCGGGGGGUCAGAACCCGAGGCUGGGGACAGCGACACCGAGGGGGAGGAUAUUUUCACUGGCGCCGCGGCAGCUAGUAAGCCCCAGUCUCCAAAGAAAACCACAUCCCUUUUUCCUAUCAAAAAUGGUUCCAAAGAAAAUGGGAUCCAUGAAGAACAAGACCAAGAGCCACAGGACCUCUUUGCAGAUGCCACAGUGGAACUAUCCCUGGACAGCACACAGAAUAACCAGAAGACAAUGCCAGGCAAAACACUUAUUCCUCAUCCUACGCAAGAAGCCACAAAUUCUCCUAAGCCACAGCCAAGCUAUGAAGAGCUGGAGGAAGAAGAACAGGAGGAUCAGUUUGAUUUGACAGUUGGUAUCACUGAUCCUGAGAAGAUCGGGGACGGUAUGAAUGCCUAUGUAGCCUACAAAGUCACCACACAGACAAGCUUACCGAUGUUCAGAAGUAGGCAGUUUGCAGUGAAAAGAAGAUUCAGUGACUUUCUGGGUCUUUAUGAGAAGCUCUCAGAGAAGCACUCCCAGAAUGGUUUCAUUGUCCCUCCUCCACCUGAGAAGAGCCUAAUAGGAAUGACAAAGGUGAAGGUUGGGAAGGAAGAUUCUUCUUCUGCAGAGUUUCUUGAGAAACGGAGGGCUGCUUUGGAAAGGUACCUUCAAAGAAUUGUGAAUCAUCCUACCAUGUUACAGGACCCAGAUGUCAGGGAGUUUUUAGAAAAAGAAGAGCUGCCUCGAGCUGUAGGUACGCAGGCUCUAAGUGGUGCUGGUCUCCUUAAGAUGUUCAACAAAGCUACAGAUGCAGUCAGCAAAAUGACCAUCAAGAUGAAUGAAUCAGACAUUUGGUUCGAGGAGAAGCUCCAGGAGGUGGAGUGUGAGGAACAGCGCCUACGGAAGCUGCACGCUGUGGUGGAGACUCUAGUCAACCAUAGGAAAGAACUAGCACUGAAUACAGCCCUGUUUGCCAAGAGUCUAGCCAUGCUUGGCAGCUCCGAGGACAACACAGCACUGUCUCGAGCACUCUCCCAACUGGCUGAGGUGGAAGAAAAGAUUGAGCAGCUCCACCAGGAACAGGCCAACAAUGACUUCUUCCUCCUGGCUGAACUCCUGAGUGACUAUAUCCGCCUCCUGGCCAUUGUCCGAGCCGCCUUCGACCAGCGCAUGAAGACAUGGCAGCGCUGGCAGGAUGCUCAAGCCACGCUGCAGAAGAAGCGGGAGUCUGAGGCUCGGCUGCUGUGGGCCAACAAGCCUGACAAACUGCAGCAGGCUAAGGAUGAGAUUACAGAGUGGGAAUCUCGGGUGACUCAGUAUGAAAGGGACUUUGAAAGGAUUUCAACAGUUGUCCGAAAGGAGGUGACACGAUUUGAGAAAGAGAAAUCCAAGGACUUCAAAAACCACGUGAUCAAGUACCUGGAGACACUCCUGCAUUCCCAGCAGCAGGUAUCACUUUUUGCUUUCGCUGGAAAGCAGUUGGGAAGGUCUAGAGUACUCCUAACCAAGAAGUUGCCGUCUGUAGUAGUUUCCCUCCAUGGGCACUGAGUGCCUGCUGUGUCGUCCUGUGGAACUGGAGUUUCUCCUCUACCUGCCUCAGCUCAGAGCAUCUUAGUCUGUUUGAGUCUUGUUCCUACUUCUACAGGAAGGAGCUUCAAGACAGACUCAAGACUCUAAAGCUUGUUCUGUAAAGGAGGCUGACUUGACCUCCCACUUCUGCUUCUCUAAGCCUGAGGAGCUCUCUGCCCUAUCAUAUGUUCCGAUCCUCUUUUUCUUUCUACCAAAACAGGUCCUCAGGCUGGAGGGAGGGUGUGUCCACUGACACCUGGGCAUGUGCUUGCUUAGCAUGUGAAGGAUGUGGGUCCUUAACACCACACAGAGGGAAGGCACCUCAUCUUCAGAGCUGUUCCUGUCCCUAUGGAAGGCGUGAUGAGGACUGGCUGCUUACAGGGCACUUACUGCUCCAGGCAGGGUAGUCACAGAGCGCCUAAGCCUUUCAAAACUCAAAGUAGCUUUACUCACGUGUCUGAAAGACAGCGUGUCCCCAGAGCCCCAAGUGCAUGAGCACAAGCCAGAGUCUAGCCAGGGAAGGUUGGAGUCUCAGACCAGCCAUUGCUGGGCCUUUCCUCAGCAAUACCUACAGCUGCCCCCCCCCCCCCAAUCUCCAGAGAUGCCCCCACACAGAAGCUCCUGGACUUGCUGCUUCACGGUGGGUGGCCGCUGCUUGGGAACAGCACUGAGCCCGGUCCUCUCACUGGGACGGGAGGAGGCGCUGCAGCUGCUAUGUCAACAGGUCAGUGACAGAGUCAGUGACAGAAAAGGUUGUGGGCCUCCAGCUGCCUCCCCAGGCCAUGGCCGCCUUUGGUUUUCUCAUACUAACUUUUACAUAGUUAAAAUUAUACAACGGGUUCUGUGUCCUGCUUUUAUCAUUUAACAUUAUGUCACAAGCAUUUUGCCUCCAUGUAGUAGUGUAGUAAAGAACACAUUUAAUUCUAGUACUCUAUGAGUUCAAAACCAACCUAUUCUACAUAGUAAGAUCCUGCCUCAAACCAAAACAAAUAGACAAGUUUCUAUGGAGUACCAUAACUCAGAUUCGUCACUCACUGCUGGACCCUUCAUUAAGGAUGGGUCAGGCAACUGUUUUAUUAUAAUUUCACAAAGAACUUGUAUUCUUUAUGAAGAUUUUGAGUGUUGAGAUUUUACCCCGCUUGCUGGUUGGUUGGUUUGCUUUUGAGUUAGAAUCUUGGGUAGCCCACACUGGUUUUGAAUUUGCUGUCACCAAGCCUGGCCUUGAACUCCUCAUCCUCCUGCUGAAGCCUCCCAAGUGCUGGGAUGCAUGUGUGCACCGACACCUAACACACUUCAUCUGGGGCACUUACAUGUGUGCACCAACACCUAACACACUUCAUCUGGGGCACUUACAUGUGUGCACCAACACCUAACACACUUCAUCUGGGGCAUUUACAUGUAUUUUCUGAAUCAUUUGAGAGUAAGUUGCAGACAUUACCACUUACCCCAAAAUUUCAGUAUGAAGUUCCAUAAUAGCCCAUCAUAAUUUAAAUAAAAGUUGUUAAAACCAAGGAGUUGGGGGCUGGGGAAAUGACUCAGUGGUUAAGAACACACACUGCUCCAGCAGAUGACUCAAGUUCAAUUCCAAGCAUCCAUGUUGGACAGCACAUAAUUGUCAGCAAUGCCAGCUCCAGGGAUCCAACUCUUCUGUGACCUUCAGGAACCUGCACACACACGCGCGUGCGCGCGCGCGCGCGCGCACACACACACACACACACACACACAGUUUUCUAAAAGGCUUAACAAUAUAAUAGUCAUUUAACACAUAGCUUAUACUUAAGUCUGUCCAUUGUCUUAGGUUCCCUCGAUAUGGAAAGACGUUCCAUAUACGGUCAGUGACUCUCAAGAACCCUGACUAACAGUGUCCUUGUAGCAAUUCUUUUUCCUGAUACAGGAUUGUAUCAGUACAGGAAGACUGACACGACUGUAUGCUGGGUGAAGAACAUGAAUCUGUUAAUACAGAGAAUCCCUCCACCUGCCUUUGUCUUUCAUUACCAUGGCAUUUCUGAGGAAUGAAGGCCCUCUUCUGGCCUCUGUGGACACACAUACAUGUAAAAAUAAAUAAAUAAAAAACUUAUAAGUGAAGCAGCCAGGCCUGGUAAGAACAAGCCUUUAAUCCCAGCACACAGGUAAUAGAAGCCAGAGGAUCCCGUUGGCUCCAGUCUACCCUGGUCACUGCAUGGAGUCUAGGUCAGCCGGGGCUGCACAGUGAGACCCAGCCUCCAACAGAAAUGCUGGGGGGGUGGGGCCAUCACAUGUUCACUGUGGAAACACUAAGAACACUUUGAGAAGGGGGGCUAUUCCAUGCUGCUCUCAGGGAGGGCCUUUUGAGCCUUUUAGGAGUCUAAUACUCUACCAAAUGAACUAGCUGGGCACAUUUGAGACAUUCAGAUAAAAGCUAUGGAGAGAAGUCUGCAUUUACCCUGGCAUGACCCUUGGGUUAUCUGUCCCUGCCCACCCUCCCAUCCCCACACACACAUUAAAUCUCCUGAUGUCAUCUGAAGAUUAGAGCCUUGUUUUUAGUAGAAGUGUUCAGUGACAAAGUAAGUCAGUAGCUAAGAUAGACUCACAUUUUAUGUCACAUUUAUGUCACACAUAAAUCCCAGCAACUUAGGGUUCUGGGGAGUUUUGGGGUUUUUGUGUUUUGUUUUUUUUUAUUUUGUUUUUUUUUUGUUUUUUUUUUUUGUUUUUUUUUUGGGGGGGGUUGUUUUUUUGAGACAGGGUUUCUCUUUGUAGCCCUAAUGUCCUGGAACUCACUUUGUAGACCAGGCUGACCUCAAACUCACAGAGAUCCUCCUGCCUCUCCCUCCUAGUUGCUGAAAUUACAGGUGUAUGCUACCAUGCCUGGCAACUUGAAGCCUAAAUAAAUACAUAAAUAAACGCCUUUAGAAGGAUGUGCUGCUGGAGAGGUGCUCAGGGUGGAGUCGAGACCUGGCUGGGCAGAGCAAGCUCUGGGUCCACAGGAGGUUUGUACAAGAUGCUGAGAUCUUCCCCACCAGCAUUUGGAAGGGACGAGGAAGGACAAUAAUGAGUCCCUAGAGCAGAGGACAGACCCUCUCUGCAGUUGGCAUUCAUGUGAACCUCAUACUUGGUCUCUGGAGAGACUGGUGGAGCCUCUCGGUGUUUGGGCAGGUCAGGCCAGGGCUGAGUGUUAGAUUUAGAUGGGAACAAGCUAGCCCGUCCUCUGAACCUUGGGACAUGUCACCUGCCAAUGCUCUGCCCUGUCAGUUGUGUGGCUUUAGGUUGGCACUGUCUAUGAAACCAUAAACUCCAAGGUCCCUGGCAAUAGCUCAGGCUCAAAACAGGUGCCAAACUUGCAGGCCGUGUCACAGUUAGGACUGUGAGGACCCUAGCUCACCCUGCCCUGUUUAUCUCCCAGGCCUUCACAAGGGCAGUAACGCCUCUUGGAAGGUAAUUCCAACUCUGCCCUUCCCAUCCUCAUUUUUGUUAGCUUUGGGCUUUAUGCCUGUAACAUCUCAGCCCCCAUUUCUUUAGUAUGUAUGUAUGUAUGUAUGUAUGUAUGUAUGUAUGUAUGUAUUCCUCAGUGUACACAUACCAUGACCCAUGGAGGUCAGGAGACAGAGUUGGGUCCCCUGGAAAUGGAACUACAGGUGGUUGUAAGGUGCCAUGACCCAGGUCCUCUGAAAGCAGUCAGUGCUUUCAACUGCUCAGGCCUCUGCAGCCCUCCUUGUCCAUCUUCGUCUUCAGUCUGUAACACACCUUCCUGAGACAGUUAUUCCCAACACUCUGGAUGGAUGUGGACAGGCGUGGACAGGUGUGGGAAAGUUGUUCACCGAAGAUCCCUAUGAACACUCCUGGAAACCAGGUACUAAAGACAAGUACUCAAAGAUGUCCUCAUGGCUCUGUGGACAGCUGAAAAAAACGGAAGCAACCUACCUGUCCAUUGGGAAGGGAUGAUGAGGUAUGGUACGGUGACCCAAUUAGAGAUCACAGAGACAUUAACAGUGGUGGCAAGCAGUAUUCAUCCACAAGGAAAAUAUUUCCUGAGUGAAAAAAACAGGCCAUGGACAACAUGAUCCACAUUUAGUAAAACUAACUGGGAGGGGCACUGACUGAAUUGUUAAGUGCAGUUAUCUCUAGAUAUGGAAAUUUCCAUUACUUUUGCUUUAAAAAAAAAAAAACAGACUUGUUAUGUAUGUGAGUCCACUGUCACUGUCUUCAGACACACCAGAAGAGGGCAUCAGAUCCCAUUACAGAUGGUUGUGAGUCACCAUGUGGUUGCUGGGAUUUGAACUCAGGACCUCUGGAAGAGCAGUCAGUGCUCUUAACCACUGAGCCGUCUCUCCAGCCCUGGGAUACAAAUCUUUCUGCAAGCUUUGCCCCUCUAACCCUGGCUUGCUACGGAAAUUGUCCUGUUGCUGUGAAGACCAGAGCUGGACAGAAAGCCCCACCCACCUACGGCAGCUCAACAGCAGCUCAGAGGCAGCAAGCAGCGUUAUCUUCCAACUGAAAAAAAAAAAAACCCACAGAAAAACCCUGUUCAGUCUGAGACAGGACCUUUCCCUAAAGAGAAUUGACAACUGUUUCCAAAUGAGUUUCCCCCUGAGCUUCAAAGCCCUCAGCUUCCCCUUGCAUUAUGAGUAGCUGCAGUCAAGACCACAGGGGCCCAGCCAGCCUGUCUCUCUACUGGGGAACAUCACCAGAAAAACACGAUGAAGCACAUGGCAGCCAGGACCAUGUGCAAGGCAGGGAACAGAGUGUCCCCGACAGCCACUGCCACUGUGGAGUCUAAUUAACCUCAAUAAGAGCUGUCAUGAACACUGAUAUGCCAGGCACUGAGCUCCAGCUGUAGGACUUCACUGUGCCAGGGGGCAUCAUCCACCGUAAGAGAUAUAUAUAUCAAGUAGUCUGCUCCAUUACACCACACGAGGAAGACAGAGAUUGCCAAGAGGACUCCACACAAGAGAAACCAGCUUAGACUAUUAAGCUAUUUUAUCUGCUUGCCUUUGAAGUGGUUUCAUAGAACUCAGGCUGGCCCCUGAUGUACUAUAUAGCAAAGGCUGGCCUUGAGCUCCUGAUCCUCUGGCCUCAGCUUCCCAGGUACCACAAGUCGCUUUGCCUUGCCAAUUUUUUUUAAGGCCUGAAUUAAGUCCACUUAACAAGAAAAUUAUAAACAAGUCUCAUUUUGUUUCCAACUUGUCCUUAUAUUUGAGCAUCUGAGGCAGUCUCCCUAAAAGUCUUGCAAUGAUGUCUUGUCCAGCUGGUUUUAGAAGAAGCCACUAGACAACUUUUUCGUUCAGUUUUGUGAGACAGGGUUUUUCUUUGUAGUUCUGGUUGUACUGGAACUUGCUCUGUAGACCGGGCUGGCCUCAAACUCACAGAGAUCUGCCUGCCUCUGCCUCCCAAGUGCUGGGAUUAAAGGUACCACCACCACCACAUUUGGAUUAAAAACUACUCUGGUUGAAUCUUGUUUGUGUCCCAACCACAGGGGAGGCUGAGGGAGGAGAAUCAUUUGAUCCUAAGACAUGGGUGGGGCCGAGGCUAUAGCUUAGGGGUAGAACAUGUCACAGCUACCUAAAGUCCUUGGCUUGAUCCCAUACAGUGCAAAGCAACUCCACUGUUUGAGAAGCCACAGACAACACUCUGUGGAAUGCUACGGUGUAAGGUAGGAUCACCUCCAUUCCAGACCUGCAGAUCUACAGCAGCCACAGCCCCUCCUGGAUUCUGCCUGUUGAACUCAGUUCUUGUUUAAAGCUGUCUUCAUAAACCACCCCAAUUACAUGGCUAUUUCUUUGCUCUGUAGCCCCUAUGGUGAGUGCCGAGGGGAAGAGCUGGCUGGACGGUCUAUACGGUAAAAAGUGCUGCAAGCGUCCCUGAUCCUAUCCCAAGCACCUGAGAAGCUCCUCACAACCUGGGCAGGAGUGAGUGGCCCUUAGGAGUGACACUGUUGGCUUUGCUCACACAGGACAUGCUCACUGAAAGUGCCUUCUCACCCCUACCCUCUCUGAAACCCACACUCUUUCUUCCUCAAGGCCUGUCCUCACUUUAUAAAAAUGGAGUUUAGACUACCUCUGAAGUUUAAAAUGUCUUAGCAAAACCUUUUUAAAAGGUUACUCUAAAAUCCAAAAUUCACACAUAAAAAUUAUCUAUUUAUUUGUUUGUUUAUAUAUUUUUUGACAGUGUUUCUCUGUGCAACCUUGGCUGUCCUGAACUCAUUCUGAGAACAGGCUGGCCUUGAACUCACAGAAAUUGCCUAUCUCUGACUCCUGAGUGCAAUUAAAGGUAUGUACACUGGGGCUGGGGAUUUAGCUCAGUGGUAGAGCGCUUACCUAAGAAGCGCAAGGCCCUGGGUUCGGUCCCCAGCUCUGAAAAAAGAACCAAAAAAAAAAAAAAAAGGGUAUGUACACUGGUGUGUGUGUGUGUGUGUGUGCGCGUGCGCACUCUCUCUCCCUCUCUCUCAUACACACACACACACACACACAGAGCAAAGUAAUUUUUAAAAAUCAAAAGCUUGGGAUGUAUGUAGCUCAAUAUAAAAGUUGCUUUUAUUUGCUUGAUGUAAUUGUUGUCUCCAGAGGUUGACUGUCUCCGUCUGCCAACCGAGGCCUAGUCUGGUUAAGGAUGUUUCUAGCUCUGUACAGUCUAGUCUAGGCUUAGAAUGUUUUCAGUCUCUGAGACUUAGAGCUGAAUAAGCUCAUCCUUUUAAGCUCUUUCUGAGCUCUGGCUGGCUGGCCAACUCAGCUGUUCUAGCUCAAAUUCCUCUCCACACUGACUGAUUCAAACUGGCUUCUUUCAGCUUCUGACUGAAUUGCAUUGUUUGGCCUCAAACUAAAACUAACUUUGGCAAUCUGUUCUAAUCUUGUUCCUUCUUGUUUUCUGGCUCCUGCUCGCUCUCUCUCUCUCUCUCUCUCUCUCUCUCUCUCUCUCUCUCUCUCUCUCUCCUUGCUGUUUUCUCUUAAGUGGCUCUUUUUUCUCUCUGUUCUCAUGAGAAUUGGAUAUAUCCUAUUCUGUCAGAUCUUUCUCUUAUUCAUCACUCUGUCUGCCUCUCAAUUAGACAUCACUUUCACACAUGGGUGCUUCCUUCUACAAAAUAACAUUACCUUCAUUGUUUGGGAUUAUUAAGGAUUCAUCUGUAUUCCAGCCAGAGAAGCCAUGUUGCUGGAUUAAAAUCCCUUUACAGAUCAUUUGCUAGAGUGCUUGCUGAGCAUAGACAAAGUCUUAGGUUUGAUCCCAAGCAUUGCCUAUACCCAGACAAGAUGGCGUACAACCAUAAUGCCAGCAUUUCCUAGGAAGUGAAGAUAGGAGGAUUGAAAGUUCAAGGUCAGCUACACAGCCAGUUGGAGACCAGACAGGAGAGUCUGUUUUAUUUUUGCUGUUGUUGUUGUUGUUGUUGUUGUUGUUGUUGUUGUUUUGGGGUUUUUUGUUUUUAAAUUAAGUAGUUCAAGUAAAAAUUAUAAAGUAUCUUUUAGCCAGACAUGGUGGCACACGCCUUUAAUCAUAGCACACGGGAAGCAGAGCAGGUGGAAGCUAGCCUGAUCUACAGAGUGAGUUCCAGGACAGACAGUGCUACACAGAAAGACACUGUCUCAAAAAUAAAAAGAUUUAUAUUUAUAAAUGUAUACCCAUACAGAUCUAUAUCUAUAUAUCGAUAUAUAUUAAAGUCAAUCAGUAAGAACCAUGCCUAUGUGAUGGAUAUGAUAACCUCUGUCUCCACACUUCUGUGCACUAUGGAGUAAAUGUGGAAAUCCUUAUCAUAACAUUUAACACUUGAAAUAGUUGUACCUCAGCGCAUUAAAAGAAAUAAAAUAUAUUAGGAAGAACCAUAUGCAGUGGCCAGUCUCCCACUGGUUUAUGAAGUAUAAAAAUAGUAAUUUGGUAUAAAUAAAAAAAAUUACUAUGUAUUCACUGUGUGCCUGGCCCAUGCUAAACACUUGAGAAGCAUGAUGUGGUUUAACCCACGUACAGAUCUCCUACAGAUAAGGAUUUGGGUUGGGGAUCCUCAACGAUUGUAAUUCUCAAAGAUUACACAGACAAGCAAAAUUGGGAUCUGCGGUAGCAGGCUAGACCCACACUUGCUCGGGUAAUCAUGAAGCCAGCGUGCCUGCCGGCCCCAGAGAAGAAUCCGGUCUCUGUGCCCAGCUGCAACCAGGAGCUGUUUGUUUUCUUAACGGGGGUUAUCCAAACCUCCUGAGCGCCUCUCAGCUGCAGAAGCCCUGCCGGUGAAAAGGAGCUUUGUGUGAGGAUGGUGAAGGGCAAGGUUCCCGGCCAAGGCCGGAGAGGAGCGAGCCAGCUCAAGCAUCAGCAUGGGGCGCUCCCUGAAGCAACCAGCGCCACGGCAGGAGCCCCGUUAAGUCGGGGAGAUAUCAUCACCCCCAGUCUCUCCUGACCAUUGCUUAGUCCACGAUCCUACCUAUAAGCGGCGAGCGUGGACUCCAUGUCUGCAUCAAGUAACCAGUGUCCAGUGGUCCCAGGAAGCUGGUGUGAGAAUCCAGAAACAGCCUGCCAUUUGGGUCCCAACCAACAGUUUUGAGGAUCAGAACAUGAUCUGGAGCUUACUGUAAAUGCUAGCGCCAGGCUCUUUCUUCCAAGCGCUAAGCAGUCAGAAAUUUGGAAGUGAAGUCCUUGCUCUCUAGUCUAUUAAUGGAGUAUAAGAUCCUAAUGUAACCACGAAGAAGAGAGCCGGUGAGAUGGCUCUGCAGUGAAGGCUCGUGCCACUAAGCCUGAUGACCUGAGUUUGAUUUCCAGGGACCCCCUUGGUGGAAGGAGGGCACUCACUGACUUCACACUUGAGAGUGCAUGUGCAUAUGAAAAAAAAAAAAGUCACAAAAGCUUCCAGAAGUAGCCCAGCACUUUAAAGCAACUGUCACUCCACACUACGCUGGAUAGUGAUGGACAAAAGGCCCGAUAUGCCCUUACAGCAGCCCUUUCUAGCCUACCCCUGGUGGAGUGCAGAUUUGUGCCACCACACCCACCACAAGCCUCUUGCUGUUUGACUACACACUUGCUCUGUGGAGCCCUAGGGACCUAGGAGCAGAAAGGUUACUCCACAUUUUUAACACCUCAGCUGCACAAACUCUCAUUCUAUAACUAGUGAGGAAAACACUGGUUUGGAAAAAUACCUGGUAAAUUGGUUCAGUGGGUAAAUAAAGGCACUUGCUGCCAAGCCUGGGGAUCUGGGUUCAAUUCCUGGGUCCUAUAUUCCUAUAUCCCCUGUAUACCUGUGAGCACCAGCAUGGGAUGGCCCCUUUCCCCCACAGCAAACCAAUAAAACGCUUUUUAAAAAGAAAAAGAAUACUUGAA